Molecule: messenger RNA, 2463 nt
Organism: Lytechinus variegatus (green sea urchin)
Lineage: Eukaryota; Metazoa; Echinodermata; Echinoidea; Temnopleuroida; Toxopneustidae
Exons: 6
Coding region: 92-1399 (435 amino acids)
Source: RefSeq, a predicted model, not a curated record
AAUUUCCCAAUGCUGCGAGAGGGCAGUUCAAUCUGCGAAGAGCAAAGAAGUUCCUUCUCUUCUACCGUUUCUAUUCUGUAGCCAGACGAAGAUGGUAAGCACAAUCGUGACAAAAACCCAGACAGUCAAGACGUACAAGGGAAGAUGGUGGUGGAGGUCCACUCUUUAUCGAUCUGUUUCAGGCUACACGAAGGGGAGCAAACCUGUUACGAGCUACUUCACCAUCCAUGUAUGCUGUGAAGGCUAUGAAGGGGACGCAACACAGGAUCGCUGCCUUCCAAUAUCAGGACCCGAGGAGAAACUGACUACGACAACAGAGAACGGUGAGCCAGAUAUUUCUCCAUCAUCUGAAACGACGACGCGCGAACUGCCCAGAACGUCAACGUCAAGGCCAUCGUCUACUGUCAAUAAUUCCCCUACUACUUUGCAAAUCAACGAGACAGCCAGAGGAAUGGAAGAUGGUUUGGGUAUGAUGUCAUCUAGGACUCGACGACAGACUACCAUCAUUCUUCUUUCCUUCGCUAUCGUGAUCGUCCUGUCAGUCGCAUUGGGAUGCAUUGUCUACCGCCGAAGGAAAAGAAGCAGAAUACAGAAGGAAGUUAAUAGGGUCACUGCAGAACCACUCCGUGACUUGUCGGAAAAAAGUUCAAACAUUCAGCAUUUCUCUCCGUCGUUCGCCCCAGAUGAUGAAUACGCACUCGUCGAUAAGACGCCCAGAGUCUCAACACCAACUGAAGUUCCCCGGCAAGCAUACGAAAACACAUGCAUUGGUGGAGAACCAGUUGAUCUACAAUCCGAUGGCCAAAACAAGGAGCCACAAGGGGAAAAUCUCUUACUGCACACCAUGCUCCCAAGCUCGACCGGAUGCGAUGGAGAGGUCGACCAUUCACCACCAAACUCUGCUUCUGGUCCAGAUUAUGCAGAGGGCGCCAUGAACGAUGAGUAUGGAGCAGAUGAUUCAAAGCUUACGUACGAUCACCUGGAUCGAAGCCCUACAAAAGGCAACACGCAUCAUGGAGACUAUUCAAAAGAGGGUCCCGAAAGUGCAGGCGGAAUCUAUAAUGUUCUUGUCCAGUCAGAUUCUGCGGAAUCACAAGACAACUAUGAUGCGUUGCAACGGAACAUGUGGCAGAAGGAGCAAUCUGGUAUCGGUGGCUGCGAUCCGGGUCUUGAUGUUCCAUCGCCGGGUUCAAACACAGACCACGUUGUAGAUGCCGAUGACUACGACGUUCUUGAGAGAGUGAUGCCCAAAACAAUGGGUAGGGAACAUCUUGGAGAACUACACCGGAGUCCCGACGAGGCAGAUUAUGGACAUCUGGGGUCAAGCCUUGAAAUGGAUAUUAAAGAGAAUGAUGACCUUGAUAUGAUGCCCAUCUAUUAUAAUGGAUAUAUCAAUUAGAAUAAACGUGAAGUUUUGAUCGCGAACUAGUGAGUUUAGGUGGUAAAAAUUAGGAUCAUGUUUAGACAGUUUUUCACGUUGGUCGCAAAUUGACAUAUUUUGUCGUCAAUAUCAAUGUAAUGCCCUAGCAUAUAAUCUGACUGUAGCUUAUUGAGACAUGCGCAUAUAUGAUACAUCAUGGACAUGUGCCAAUCGCAUCCAUCGUUGUAGCAUAGGCUAUUACGCGUUUGAUUUACAUAGCUGUAUAAGGUUCAAGGUUAGAGCCUUCACUGACAUAAAGGAAAUGAAAUUCCCUAUUCUUAAGUGAACAUUUUGGAGAUAAUGUUGUGACUUGCAACCCAAUAGGCCAAGAACUUAGUUUUGAAAAGUUAAGGUAAUCUCAAUACUAUAAAAGUAAAAACGGUCAAAUGCUUAAAUAUUGCCACUUAUCGCUAUACAACGCCAUGACAUUUUAGAAAUAGACUACAUGAUAUAAGUGGACUUUAUAUUCUUAAUCCAACAAAAGAGAAUCGAAAAUCAAUGUUCAUAUACUGGAAAUCGAUUUUACUUGAAAGCACUUGGACAUUACCACUGCACAAUGUAAAUGCUUUCAAGAUAGCACUGGGUAUUAUAUUGUAAUUAUACCUACGAAAUGCAUUACAAUUCUAAAGAAUGUUUAGCAUAUUUAUACUGUACAAUAGGUAUUCUCUAUUCUUGUUUUUUUUUUUUUUUUUUAAAGACUUCGAGUUCACUAUGCAUGCUAGGUCACAACAAAUGUCAAGUGGUGUUGGAAGCCAGACUAGCAGCAGAAACUUAAAAGAAUUCACGACAAAUGUCCAUAAUGUCGCCACCCGAGACGAGACGAAGUUUGCAACCAAAAUCGUGAAACUGUCCCAAACUGGCGACCAAAGUUGCAGAACAAAAAUCAAACAGUACAAGAAAUACAAAGCAAAUGAAUUUCAUUUUAUUAAGUUUAUUUCCAAUUCCAAAAUAGAAGACUGGCCUGACUAUUAAGAGCACAAUCAUGUCCUGUUAUCGGGCCAUAAAGCAUUGGAAUUCUCUUCCCAUUGAAGUACAUGGGAUAA